Aspergillus calidoustus is the source of this 444-nucleotide messenger RNA. Lineage: Eukaryota; Fungi; Ascomycota; Eurotiomycetes; Eurotiales; Aspergillaceae. The record is from the annotation of a GenBank genome assembly.
AUGCCUCCCACCCGCGAAGAGCUCGUAUCCACGGCCCUAAACUUCAUCGCCCAAUUCGCCAAACUCGACGUCGACUCGGUCCUGUCGUUCCUGUCCCCCAACUGCACCCUCCGCUCCUUCCCAUCCAGUCUAGGCAAACCGGCUUUGCAAACCAAAGAAGAAAGCAAGGCGGACUUCCAAGGGCUAAAGGAUUUUUUCCAAAAUUUCCAGCUACGUGUCAAGGAUGGAUCGGAGCCAGUCGUUGACGAGCCUGCGAGAAGGGUUGUACUGCACAUUGAAGGGAAGGGGGAUUCUCUGGUUGGUCGGUUUGAGACCGAGUACAUUUACAUUCUGCGGAUGAAUGAGGAGGGAACCAUGGUAGAGGACUUUUUCCAGUUUGCGGAUUCGGCGACGAGGGAUGCGUGGGGGAAGAAGAUUGAGGCGCAUUUUUCGGCGAGGAAUUAA